This is a messenger RNA of Thyridium curvatum, 966 nucleotides long. RefSeq lists its product as uncharacterized. NCBI's taxonomy places the organism in Eukaryota, Fungi, Ascomycota, Sordariomycetes, Thyridiales, Thyridiaceae. The coding region runs from base 1 to 966 and encodes 321 amino acids. The record is from RefSeq and is a predicted model, not a curated record. Gene Ontology annotation, biological process: vesicle fusion; intracellular protein transport; exocytosis. Gene Ontology annotation, cellular component: SNARE complex; endomembrane system; plasma membrane. The transcript has 3 exons. Gene Ontology annotation, molecular function: SNAP receptor activity; SNARE binding.
AUGUCGCAAAACCAGUACCAGAGCAACCCCUACAGCCAGCCCUACAGCCAGGCCCCCGCGGCCGAGGCGGGCUACGGCUACGGCGGUAACGCUGGCUACGGCCAGCAGGAGUCUCACGAGAUGCAGCCCUACGGCCAGCAGCAGCAGGCUCCCGCGGCCAGCGCGGGCGCCUCGGUCAUGUCGCAGCAGGACUUCCUCGCGCGCGUGUCGCACGUCCGCAGCGAGAUCCGCACCAUGACGAGCGACAUCCAGAGCAUCGGGCAGCUGCACCAGCGCUCGCUGGCCGAGGACGCCGGCUCGUCGUCGUCGCAGCUCGAGAACCUCGUGUCGCAGACGCAGCUGCGCAACACGAGCAUCCGCGACCAGCUGCGCUCGCUCGAGCGCGACGCCAACCGCACCAGCGACCCGGCCUCGCACGGCCUCAAGAAGCGCCAGUUCGACGCCCUCAGCGGCGAGUUCCGCCGCGAGCUGCAGGGCUUCCUGAGCGAGGAGUCGCAGUUCCAGCAGCGCUACCGCGACCAAAUCUCCCGCCAGUACCGCAUCGUCAACCCCGAUGCUUCCGAGGAGGAGGUCAGGCAGGCCGCGCAGCAGGACUGGGGCAACGAGGGUAUCUUCCAGACGGCUCUCCGGACCAACCGCACCGGCCAGGCCUCCGCCGUGCUCGGCGCCGUCCGCGCCCGCCACAACGAGCUGCAGCGCAUCGAGCAGUCCAUCACCGAGCUGAGCGGCCUCUUCCAGGACCUCGACACCCUGGUCGUCAUGCAGGAGCCCGCCGUCGUCCGCGCCGAGGAGCAGACCGAGCAGACCAACCAGCACCUGCAAAAGGGCAACGAGCAGGUCGACCAGGCCAACAAGCACGCCCGCAACCGCCGCAAGCUCAAGUGGUGGUGCGCCCUCGUCGUCCUCCUCAUCAUCCUCGCCAUCGCGCUCGGCGUCGGUCUGGGCGUCGCUCUGACGAAGAAAUAA